AUGGAUGAAGUGUCCCCCGAGCAGUUUGUUACAUUGAGGCCACUAGGCCACGUCGAAAAAUACUCGACGACACGGAGUCACCUGGGAAUAUAUAACAAUGUUGGACUGACAGCGCGAUACAAAUGGUCAGUCGCACUACCAGCAUCAGUCAAGUCGACUCUCUUUCAUGCUCUUUCCAAACUCAUUUACAAUCACCCAAUAUUAUCGGCCGUUCCAUUGGGCAUCGAGACAACAAACCCUUACUUCGUGCGACUUCCGGAGAUUUGCCUCGACGAUAUUGUCACAUUCGUGAACAAAGAUCUUGACCCUGCAAGUCCACGUUGGAAGGAGGCUCUCGACAAGACGCUGGAAGAGCAACAUAAUCGUCCCUUCCGUUUUGAUCACAACAAAGCCCUUCCUUUCUGGAGAAUGCUUAUUCUGGAGACCACAAAGGCACCCAUGGCUUUCACUCUUGUGUUCGUAUUCCAUCAUGCACUCAUGGAUACAAAAAGUGCACUUUCUUUGCAUGAAGAGCUGGAGGCGCACAUGAGUGAAAUCAACAACCUCGUUAGCAUUGUUGACCCACCGCGAACCAUCAAUUCCCCAUCCUGUGAAUUGAUUCCUCCCCUAGAGGAUCUGUAUACUCUCCAUAUGUCUCGAGAAUUCAUAGAAUCCCAGGAGAAGUACAGUGAGCCUAGUCCCGACAGCUGGACAGGAAGUCGGCAGACCAUACCAGUGACAACUCGUUUUGAAUCUUUAUGGCUUUCCGUGUCUCAGACAAAGGCUCUUGUGGCACUGAGUAAGAAGGAAGGCUCAUCGGUCACUGCAGUCCUCCAAACCCUUAUCGCAGACUGCCUUUUUUCAAACCUGCCACCAGAAUAUAACACCCUUCAAGCCGACUGCGCAGUCUCAUUACGGGGAUUUCUCCCGUAUCCAGUCACAGCAGCAACUCUGGGCUGCUACGUUGGAUCAGUAUCCACUGUAUAUCACCGAGCACCCUUUGACUGGCACGAAGCUCGCCGGACCAAAGCAGUGAUCAAUCACGCCAUGGCGCAAAAAGGAGGUGAUAUGGCUGUUGGAUACUUGAGAUUCAUUGAGAAUCAGCACCACUGGAUGAUGGGAAAGUUAGGUCGAAAACGAAUGGCUGCCUUUGAGUUGUCCAACGUCGGUGUGGGGUCUCCUUUGCGCAAGGAAUCGUGCUUCGAGGUUGAAGACAUGCUAUUCAGUCAGAGCUCCAGUGCCUGUAGCGCCGCGAUCAAGAUCAGUGCCGUGACAGGCCGAGAUGGCCAAUUGGCCUUGGGAUUUACUUGGCAAGAAGGGGUCGUAGACGAUGAGCUGAUUGGCUUGGUUUCUCUUCAUCUCAAAAACGCCUGCGAUCCCGCCAGGUGGAAAUGA
Messenger RNA from Penicillium salamii, 1374 nucleotides. The record is from the annotation of a GenBank genome assembly. Lineage: Eukaryota; Fungi; Ascomycota; Eurotiomycetes; Eurotiales; Aspergillaceae.